Messenger RNA from Entelurus aequoreus (snake pipefish), 1215 nucleotides. RefSeq names its product forkhead box Q2 (gene foxq2). Gene Ontology annotation, molecular function: RNA polymerase II cis-regulatory region sequence-specific DNA binding; DNA-binding transcription factor activity, RNA polymerase II-specific. Gene Ontology annotation, biological process: regulation of transcription by RNA polymerase II; cell differentiation; anatomical structure morphogenesis. Lineage: Eukaryota; Metazoa; Chordata; Actinopteri; Syngnathiformes; Syngnathidae. The transcript is spliced from 2 exons. The coding region runs from base 58 to 864 and encodes 268 amino acids. The record is from RefSeq and is a predicted model, not a curated record.
UUUUCAGGACCUGAUUCUUCGAAGACCGUUCUCUUAAUUACCUGUACCAUUUCUGUAAUGAGUGCCAGAUAUCCAACAGAAGAAAUGACGACACAGACGGAGGACAGACGCGGACGGGAGCGACUCGGACUGAGCUUCACUAUCGACUACCUUCUCUUCAACAAAGGAGUCAAAGGAGUGCCAGGAGCAGAAGAGCAGACUGCGAACAAUGUGGUCGCCAUACAGAAAUCGCUAGAGAGGUCAGCAGAGACCGAAGAAAGGAAAGUCCUCGAACAGGAGGGGGAUGAAGAGCAACAAGAAAAGGGGGAGGAGGAGGCGACCAGUACCACCACAACCACAUCGUAUGGCGGGGAUUUGGACAAGUCUGAGGACAAACCCAACCAGUCUUAUAUCGCGCUCAUUUCUAAGGCCAUCCUGGCAUCUGAGCAGAAGAAGCUGCUUCUGUGUGACAUCUACCAGUGGAUCAUGGACCACUUCCCCUACUUCAAGAGCAAGGACAAAAACUGGAGGAACAGCGUUCGACACAACCUGUCUCUGAACGACUGCUUUGUCAAAGCCGGCCGCAGCGACAACGGUAAAGGCCACUUCUGGGCCAUUCACCCGUCAAACUACCAGGACUUUUCCAACGAGGACUAUCACUGCCGGAGGACCCGACGGCGGGUCCGAAGGGUGGCCGGACAGCUCCAGCUCUCGCCUCUCAGCUUACCCUAUCACUUUACCCGUCAACACAGGACAGCCUGCUGGUGCUGUCCACCGGUCCACUCGCUCCCCCUGCCCUGCUUGGCCCCCAGACUCUACUGGCCCUGGUCACGUGUGCAGGGGCUUGUUGGCUGUCCACCCAGUCUGCAUGUCGCUGCACCCUAAGGACUGACAACUACAUCCAUGAGCAGUUUGGCAGUGGUUCAACGUCCAGUCAUUGUAGAUACUUGUAUUAAUAUUCGUCUAUGGUUAUGUCAUGGUCACCAUGUCUUCCCUGGUUUAGGGUAAACCAAAAAUGCAUGAUAGAGUACUGUGCAAAAAAUUCUAGGACACUACAAUGUCACACAACAGUCAUCACAUAGGAGUAUUUCAUUAUUUAUACAUGAAAAGGUGCAUUACCCAGAAUCGUCAAAAUGGUGCUGCCCAUCUGUCCAUUGUCCCUCAUGAACCACGAUGUAGCCAGCUAACAGACUUUUGCACAGUAUUGCAGUAUUAUAGUGAAAGACCAAAGUAAAA